Molecule: messenger RNA, 462 nt
Organism: Hansenula anomala
Lineage: Eukaryota; Fungi; Ascomycota; Saccharomycetes; Phaffomycetales; Wickerhamomycetaceae
Exons: 1
Coding region: 175-420 (81 amino acids)
Source: RefSeq, a predicted model, not a curated record
GAAGUGUGAUACCAAAGAAGUGAUGAAGUCAGUGUUUUCGGGGUGUUUAGUCACGUUAUUGUUUAUGCAGGGAUCCAGCAACUUAAUAAAGUGAAAUCUGUUUCCUCUUUUAUGUUGAGAGUUUGCUAAUACUUUUAAUAGUAAGAACUUUAUAAGUAGUGGUGAUAUAAAUACAUGUACCGUCUGUACCUAAUAGGCCAUUACGGAAUUAUAACACCAUCAAUCUCAUCAUCAUACACUAAUAGUAUUGGGCUGGUUCCAGCUAGAUCUAAACUGUCUCAGUAUCGGUUUUGUCAACUUAAGAUAAGGCUGAUUGAGAGAAGUAAGUUGAUAUUAAAAUUAACUGUAGUUAUACCACAAGUGAUCUCAGCACGUAGAGCUCUAAUCGUUACUAUAAACACAAAUAAAUACUUAUCAUAAGAGUCACAGGCUCAUUUUCAACCCACACUUAUCCUUACACCU